Molecule: messenger RNA, 1662 nt
Organism: Penicillium alfredii
Lineage: Eukaryota; Fungi; Ascomycota; Eurotiomycetes; Eurotiales; Aspergillaceae
Exons: 4
Coding region: 1-1662 (553 amino acids)
Source: RefSeq, a predicted model, not a curated record
AUGCUUCAACGUGAGUCUGCCGUCACGGUCGUGUAUUACUUGGUCUCAACACAAACUCCUAGGAGAAGUGCUACACUGCCAUGGAUUGCGACUCCCAUUGACGAAAGAGACGGCAACCCUCCCCAUCUUUACCGUCACUCGGAUGCAACUCCCAUCGAGCUCUUCUUUGAUCUGUUCUUCGUGGCCAAUUUGUCGACCUUUACUGCGACGCAUGAGAUCAACAACAUGGAUGCGCUGGGAGCAUAUAUUGGGUUUCUUGGGGUUAUCUGGUUCACCUGGCUUCAAGUGACACUGUUCGACAUCCGUUUUGGGCGGGAUUCGAUCUUUGAAAGGAUCAGCAAAGCAAUCCAGCUAGGGGCUAUGGUCGGGUUUGCAUCCGCUGGCACUCGAUUCAGCGCUCGCAUUCAUGAUGAAAAUGUCUGGGCUUUCCAGUCCCUCUGUCUGAUUCUGGCGGGCAGUCGGAUGCUGCUAGCCACUCAGUACACCGUCAACAAUAUUGUCUUCAUUCGCCCCCGAAUGAAACCGGCCAUCAAGGGCGUCUCCAUCACGGCCACCAUUCUAUGGUCAGCAAGUCUCUUCUAUCUCGCGAUGUACUUCACCAGUCAGUCUACUGGAUUCCCUUCGCGAGUUUGGACUAUUUGGUUUUUUGUCUUUGGAAUUGAAAUGUGGAUGGUGAUGACAGUCUCGUGUCUCUUUCCAGAGAUCGGGUUUCAAGACACUCAUCUCAAUGUUCGAAUGGGUCUAUUGACGCUGAUCAUAAUCGGGGAGGGUGUCAUUGCAAUCACUCGGAUUGUCAAUAAGACGGUGCGGCCUGGUGGGUGGACCAAAUGGUCGUUUGUCCACAUCCUGGGAGUUACUACUAAUGUGUACCUGCUUUGGCAGUCCUAUUUUGACGUGUCUCCACGACAUAGACUGGGGGUAUUUACUCAGCAAGUUUGGGCUCAACUGCACUUUCCGUUCCAUGUGGCUCUCAUUCUCUUGCUGGAAGGGUCGCAGAUCCUCGCCCUCACCUUGGACGUUACGUUGAAGCUGAUGUAUUUGGGGGAAACCAUCAUGUUUAUCUGCGAGGACCCACGUCCGUCCGCGGACAAAGCUGUCCAGCUCAUCCGAAGCACGAUCGCCGACAUGGAAAUUCCCUUUAGUCGCGGUGCAACCCAGGAGUGGGCCGCCAUCUCGAGUCUCCUGGAAGAUAUUGCGGAGCAACCUUUGUGUCCGGAAACUGGGACUCGACAUUUCUUGCAGAUGGAGGACUUGGUUGACGACCUGAUGGGCAACGUGACAGCUGCACUUUUUUCGAGCAUGGGGAUCAUUCCGACGGUCAAGGGAGACAUUAGCCUCCUUGACCCAGAUCAACUACUGCAGAUGUACAUGAAAGUGCUUGCCUUUGUUUACAAAUAUUUCUUCUCUGUCGCCAGCUUGUCAAUGUGCCUUUUGGCUAUUUUUCUGGCGCUAGCGCGCCGCCACGAGCGCCAGCUAUACCUCGUGCUUUCGAUUGGCAUUCGUUUUGUCCUGGCCAUCGUUCUUGCGAGUCUUGUUUCUUUUGCCAGCCACUUUCCACUUGCAUAUGCCUUCAUGACCUCCCCGAUCAUUCUAUAUGCCGUUACCUUGACUCUCCUGGCGGGUCAGUUCUCUUGGUCUGUCCACAUUAUUAUUAUAUGCUGA